This is a messenger RNA of Lolium rigidum, 1272 nucleotides long. Its product is annotated as large ribosomal RNA subunit accumulation protein YCED homolog 1, chloroplastic-like. The record is from RefSeq and is a predicted model, not a curated record. The transcript is spliced from 2 exons. Lineage: Eukaryota; Viridiplantae; Streptophyta; Magnoliopsida; Poales; Poaceae. Bases 7 to 960 code for a protein of 317 amino acids.
GGAGAAAUGAUGGUGUGUUAUCCGGUCGGCGCCGCGGCGCACUGCCACUGCCCGCUCCUCCUCCCCCACCGCACGCCGGCGACGACCGCCCUCCUGCAGCGCCGCCUCCUCCAGCCGUGGUUACAAUCCCGCCGGCUCCCCUCCUCAGCUGGGCGGCCAUGGGGGCGCCGCCACGCCGUCGACCCCGACGAUGCCUUCCUCACGCUCGACCUCGACGAGCUCGAGGGCCUUGACGGGGACGACGACGACGAGGACGGGUCGUCGCCGUGGGAGGGCGCGCUGGUGUACCGGCGCGACGCGGCGGCGCACCACGUGGAGUACGCCACCACGCUCGAGCGCCUGGGCCUCGCCGACCUCUCCUCCUCGCACUCCAGGGCCCGCGCCGCCGCCAUGGGCAUCCUCCCCUCCACCAAGACGAAGCCCAGGGACGGCGCGGAGACCACGCCCGUGCUCGUCUCCGUCGACGUCACCAGGCGCCGCGGCCGCCUGCGCCUCGACGGCAUCGUGCGCACCGUCAUCACCCUCGGCUGCUACCGGUGUGCCGAGCCAGCGCCACAAGGUAUAUUCGCCAACUUCUCCCUCUUACUGACAGAAGACCUGGUGGAGGAACCUGACGUGGUUGACCUCGGCACCGUAUACGAAGAAGACACUACCAAGUUCCCUUCAGUGACCGGGAGCCAGGACGAAGACGACCAAGACAUCGACUGGGAUGACCGUGUGCACUUCCCGGCCAGUGAGAAGGAGGUGGACAUCUCGAAGCACAUCCGGGACAUCAUCCACCUGGAGAUCACACUGGAUGCCUUCUGCAGCACAAGCUGCAAGGGUUUGUGCCUUACCUGCGGCAUGAACUUCAACACGGGCAGUUGCAGCUGCACCGAGGAGGAGGAGUUGCAGGACAAGGAUGUCAAGAGAGCGGGUACUUUCAGAAACCUGUUGAAGCCGUUGCAAAAUCGACGAUGAUGACGUUGUGAACGGCGUCGCGUAGGUAGGGUUUUUGUGAUGUUUUUAUAGAAGGGAUUUCGUGAUGUGUCGUGAUAAUAAUCUUGUAACGUCUGUGUUGAACUGUGUUUUUGGUGUUCAAAAGUUGCUGCUCUUAGAAGGAUCAUAGGUUCAGGUAUUACGAAAAGGCUACUCAAAAUCGUUGUCUUUACGCUCAUCCUGUAACAUCUAUCUGUAUAUGUCGUCAGAAAGAAUUGACAGAAACUGUUGCUGGCAAUGCUUUAUUUUGUAUGUAGAAAUCCAGGCCAAUGUUCUGGUCGAUUGGGAACAAUA